GAAGCGCAACGGAAUAGAACCUGAUAACGCGGGGGGUUUCGAUAUGAGUCUCGAUAGACUUCAAUUGGUAGUUCUGAUCUGAUGGCAGAGAUAUUUUGAGUUUUACAUUAAAAGGUGUGUGUUCCUGUAAAAUGCCUUCAGAUCCUCUGGCCAAUCAUUAACUUUGGCCUGGAAAAUCUAAUCUGAUGCCUGCGGAUGGUCAACUCAUGGAUUCAUCGUCUCGAAUGUUAGAAAACUGGAAUAAAAUAAAUAUAAAAUAUGAUUGGAAUAAAUGGAACGGGACUGUAGGGCACGGGCUGAUGGAUGGAUGUGUGCCGUUCUCUCAUCAGGUGGCGGGACAUAAAUGCGGGAUCAAUAACACUGGUGUUCUGCAGCAUCCUGAUGGCACAAUACUCAAACAGCUACAACCUCCUCCGAGAGGCCCUCGAGAGAUGCUUUUCUACAAGCAGGUAUAUGCUAAAGACUGCACAGAUAAGAGGCUACUGGACUUGCAACAACAUCUACCAAAGUCCUACGGCACAUGGGCACCACAGGAGUCACCACAUGAGCUGUAUCUGAAGCUGGAGGAUGUGACACGUAGGUUUUUACAGCCCUGCAUCAUGGAUGUAAAGAUCGGCAGGAGAAGUUACGACCCUUUUGCAUCACAAGAGAAGCGUGAACAGCAGAUUAAGAAGUAUCCUCUGAUGGAAGAGAUCGGCUUCUUGUUACUGGGCAUGAGGGUGUACCAGAUCAACUCAGAUAGUUACAUCACCCAUGAUCAGUCUUAUGGACGCAGUCUUGGAAAGGACACUGUUAAAAAUGGCUUCAUUAGAUUCUUCCAUAAUGGUCAAGUAUUGCGGAAGGAUGCAAUUUCCCAGAGUAUCUUUAAAAUUCAACGCAUUCUCCGCUGGUUCGAGAGCCAAAGGCAGCUGCAUUUCUACGCCAGCUCUCUGCUGUUGGUGUAUGAAGGCUCUCCUCACACAGUCAAUGGAAUGAAGAACAAGAGAGCUGAGACAGGAAGACAACUUCUGCAGUCCAACGGUCACUUCCCCCAUGAGGCUCUGAGUGUUCAGUGCAGUUUAACCCGAGUGGGCGGCACAUGCAGUCAACCAUUCUGCAGUGAUCUUCCCCACAAUAUCCAGCAUGACAGGACCAUGAACGGAGUGUGUGGAGGGAGAGUAGAGGAGAAAGAUGAGGAAAUCAGAAAGGAAGAGGAAGCAGUGGAGGUGAAGAUGAUCGAUUUUGCUCAUGUAUUUCCUAGCGACAGUCCAGAUGAGGGCUACAUGUACGGACUGAGAAAUCUUCUCGCAACCUUAGAACAGAUACUAAAGGACUCAGAUCAGUGACAUCUCUCUCUCUCUCUCUGAUCUGAUAUGAUCAGCCCUGCCCAUAUGUAAUCAUCCCAUAUUUUAGACAUCAAACUGUUCUGACCCAAAUUAUGUUCCAGGGACACAUAAACAAGGCCAUGCUUAUUUAUUUUUUUUACUCUAAAUGCAGCUGUAUGACAAUCAAUGGGGAAAAAAAUCUGUUUAUGAUUAGUUUUAAUAAUAAUUUCCAAUGUCCUUUUCACUUUGCAAAAUGGGUCUGAAGGGGUUAAAGAAAUUACUUUUUUUUUUCAGUUGUUCUUAGUCCAGUGCAACAUCAUCUCACACACAUACACAAACCUUACUGAUAUCUUAAUUUAAACAGGAGAAUGUGUUUGGACAUUUAAACCAGUUUUAUCAAUGCUGUCAAAUAUAUAUAAAAAAUUUUCUCCAAAGAAAUAGUUGAAAUAAUGCAUGUUAAAAGCAUGUUAACAGAAGAUUUUGAUGGAAUUCUUAAUGUACCACUGAAUAAAACAGUACGAGCAACAGGCAGUCAUUAUUUAUUCAGCUUUGUAUAACAGCAUCUACUCCUUUAUUAAAGAUUUGAUUCAUAUGACUUUGAAUAUGCAGAAUCGAAAUGAUCAGGUUUGUAAAGAAACAUCAGACAUGUUUCAGAUGUCAAAGAUUUCAUGCUGCUUUAUUCUUGAGAAGAUUCUUUGUUAAGAUCCAAUUAAGUUGGAUCUUUCUAAUAACAAACUACUUUUCAUCUGACACCCCUCUUCUCCCCACAAUUACCCAAAUCUCAGAACUUCUGCUAAUAUGUGUUUUAGAUAAAAAAAAGAAAAAAAAGAAAAGUCUACGUCUAAUGGAAUAAAAAUGUCUAUACAGCAUAAA
Myxocyprinus asiaticus (Chinese sucker) is the source of this 2177-nucleotide messenger RNA. Its product is annotated as inositol polyphosphate multikinase-like. Gene Ontology annotation, biological process: inositol phosphate biosynthetic process. Gene Ontology annotation, molecular function: inositol-1,4,5-trisphosphate 3-kinase activity; inositol tetrakisphosphate kinase activity. Gene Ontology annotation, cellular component: nucleus; cytoplasm. NCBI's taxonomy places the organism in Eukaryota, Metazoa, Chordata, Actinopteri, Cypriniformes, Catostomidae. The coding region runs from base 186 to 1325 and encodes 379 amino acids. The record is from RefSeq and is a predicted model, not a curated record. The transcript is spliced from 6 exons.